GCGGACGGGACCGAGAUGUCAGACUCCGUGAGAGAUGAGACAAGAGCGCCAGGUGAUCGUCCCGACAAGAUCCACGUCGCUGUCAAAAGUCUCAGUGAGAUCAAGGAUUUCACCGUCCGAGGAGGCUGCACCGUCAGACAGCUGAAAUGGGGUCUAGCAGAGAGCCUGGGGGUCCCGGCAGAGCAGCUGGUCCUGAUGCACUCAGGCCGGGUCCUAAGGGAGUCAGAACUCCUGAGUCACCUUAAAGCACUGGAUGAGUCAGUCAGUCUCCGCGUGAUCAAACGGCCUCGGCAUCCGUCUUCUGCGCCAACCCGUGGUCCAGCAGCACCAGAAGUGGUCGAGUCGGACCUCGCAGCCAUUCCCGAUCCUGAUCCUGAUCCUGAUAGCAUCACAUCGUCUCCCACCUCUCCCCUUUGUCUGGUGGAGGGUCUGGACAGUCUGGGCCUAACAAACACUGGGCCUGGCUUCUUCCCUGCACUCCAGCGCCAAAUGGAGACCCAACUACUGGCUGACCCGGAGAUGAUGUGCCGUGUCUUGGGCAGCCCCUUCGUGCAGAGCUCCCUCUCUUCAUCCAGCCCUCAACUAACCAGACAACUUAUUAUGUCAAGUCCCCAAAUCCAGCAGCUCCUGCAGACAAACCCAGAGGUGGGAGAUAUGCUCAACGACUCAGAUGUCAUCACAGAGGUGCUGGAGCUCAUCAGGAACCCUCACAUCGUUGAGGAUGUGAUGCAUAAUGAAGACGGAGCAUUAGACAAUCUGCCGCCAGAGCAAAAAAACUCUGAAGCCAUCACUAGUGAUUCUGAUGGCCUUCAGGAGAUUGACAGAAAAAGACUCAAUAUAUCACAGAUCCAGAUGGAAGCACCCCCAGUAGUGACUACAUCAUCUGGGACUCAACAGCCAACCGAAGGCGAAAACAACGGGACUCAACCCGUCUCCAGUCAAUCCACAGAUCCUCUCAGAGAACUGACUGCCACGCCCCUACCUGAUCCAAACCCUCAGAGCACUGUUUCCUCAGGCAUGCAGUCACUGCUGGAGGAGAUCACAGCCAGUCCAGGCCUGAUGGAGAGCCUGCUGUCGGGCCCCUACGUCAGCAGUCUCCUCGGCUGCCUCAGCCAGAACCCUGACCUGGCUGCACAGAUGCUGCUGAGCCACCCUUUGUUCUCAGGAAAUCCACAGCUGCAGCAGCAGAUGAGGCAGCAGAUCCCUCUCUUCCUGCAACAGCUGCAGAGUCCAGAGCUGCUGUCAGCCAUGUUGAACCCCAGAGCCAUGGAGGCUCUGCUGCUCAUCCAACAGGGUUUACAGACUCUGGCUGCAGAGGCUCCUGCACUGAUACCUACAGCCGAUGUUAAUGCUGCCCCGGAGCUGGCAUCUGACUCUGUCCUUAACAGCCAAUCAGGAAAUGGUCCUCGAGUUGCCAUGGUGACAGAGCAGCAGCAGCAGCAGUUUGUGCAACAGAUGCUACAGGCGCUAGCUGACACAAAUCAUGGGGUCCAUGUUGAGGAGGCUGAGUUCCAGGACGAGCUGGAGCAUCUGAGCUCAAUGGGCUUCAGAGACCGAGAGACAAACCUUCAGGUCCUCAUCAGCACUGGAGGAGACCUCACCACCGCGAUACAACAUCUGCUCAGUCUCUGA
Molecule: messenger RNA, 1632 nt
Organism: Anoplopoma fimbria (sablefish)
Lineage: Eukaryota; Metazoa; Chordata; Actinopteri; Perciformes; Anoplopomatidae
Product: ubiquilin-1-like
Exons: 11
Coding region: 16-1632 (538 amino acids)
Biological process (GO): ubiquitin-dependent protein catabolic process
Cellular component (GO): cytosol
Molecular function (GO): polyubiquitin modification-dependent protein binding
Source: RefSeq, a predicted model, not a curated record